CUUUAUAAUUUAUUCGUAAAAGUUAUCAUUUAAUUACAAUCAGUGGUGUUUUAUAAAAAAUAAAUACAAUUAAGAUUAAAGGUAAUUUCCUGCGAGUGGGAUGUUAUAAGGAAUAUGUAACUCCAAGCGUCACAGUAACGUCCACAAUGACGAAGUGAGUAGUAAGAGAAAAUAGCAUUUUGGGACACGACAUCAAGACGGGAAAGCGAAAGGAGGAUAUGAUCUGGUGCGUGUUGUUUGUUACACUUGGUGUUGGUGUCGGGGUGUCUGGUUACAUAUGUCCCGACGAUCCACCCCCAAACUGCCCCUGUGACCCCUGCUCUCCCUGCCCAGAAAAUUUGAUGGAAACCCAACUAUGUUACAUAAUGGACACGCCGGGAUGUGGAAUGCGAGAAGCUCUGAUCAAACUUGCUGCAUAUUUCAAUUGCACGGUGGAUAACUCUUAUAAGACUCAAAUCGUGACACCGUCACAGCAUAGAUACAACAAGCAGUGGUUCCUCCAAUCAGAGGUGCAACAACGAGACAAAAUGUCGAUACUGCUUUUAGUGGGAGUAAUGAUACUCCCCGGUGUUUCUGGGUUGUACAACUGCCCCACGGAUCCUCCACCCAAUUGCCCCUGCAACCCUUGUGAACCCUGCCCUAGCAACCUCAUGGAGAUGCAGCUUUGUUAUCUCCUAGAUGAAGUGGGAUGUGGAAUGCAACCAGCUCUGGAUCUACUCAACUUUACAUGUGACCAACCAGGGAAAAUUUUUAACUUCAAUCAUAGAUUUCAUGAUAAAUGGUGUAGUGCUCAUACAAAUGUUUUAUUUGGUCCUCAUCCGGUGCUAUGUUACAACGCUUCUGAUGAUGCUACUUCUAACGAUGCCCAGGACAGCCUUGCUGCGCCAAGAAGGCAUCCGCCAACUGUAAGCAUUGGCGCGUGCCCUAAAGAUAAAUCAACAAAUGACAAUAGGAUAAACAUAAUUACUAAUUUCUACAAAAAUACAAAAAAAAUGAGUAAAGAAGACUUAAAGCAGCGGCGAAAAUCGCAGAGAAAAGCUAAUAAAAAAGAAAAGAAAGGCUAUAGUAAAGAAAAUGAUGGUAAAAGUAAUGAAAAUGGAGAUAAAAGUAAAGCUGAAAAAGGAGGUAAAUCUAAAGAAGAAACAAAGUCAAAAGGGAAAGGAUAAUCCAACUGCAAAACAUAACAAAAUAUUGGAACUCAGUAAUCGCAAAUAAGACUUAUAACAUACUACCGUCCGUGUCUCUUUAACAUUUGUGAUUUAUUACAAUGAUGCGGUUAGCAGUUCACAGAUGGAUAUUUCCUUUCAUAUAGUAUGGGCUCCAAUGAAAAAAGGAAAACUAUGCUCAUGUGUAAUAAUCAAUAUUAACAGUGAUAACCACCAGUCUCAUAAUAACAGUAAUCUCAUAUUAUCAAUGUAUCCAUGACAAUUAUGUAAAAUAGAUCAAUGUACAAAAUCUCAAAUGGACAUGCAAUUAUUUUUUAUCUCGUUUCAAUAUUCAUAUUGUGGUAUAUCAUUGUGUUUCUUGUAUAAUUCUCGAUCAAUCAGAUUGUAUCGUUGUAUUUAUGCGUAUCUUUGAAUAAAAGAUUACAUGUGCAAUCAGAAGUGAUCAUCAUUUUUGUACUCAAACGUUUGUUAACGACGCAUUACAUCUCUGGGAUAAUAGGGACGUUGCUGGGAUAAAACGAAUGGGGAGGGGUGCAUUUUAUAAGCAGAAACAGUCUAUUUCAAGAAGGGGGUGAAACAUGGGGUAUAUUUGUCUAUCCCCAUGCAUGCUGACACGGUGAGAUAUAUCCUAGGGCUAAUAUUCACGGGAUCAAAUGCGAACAAAAAAUCUUGAAUGUUGCUCU
Messenger RNA from Owenia fusiformis, 1849 nucleotides. The record is from the annotation of a GenBank genome assembly. NCBI's taxonomy places the organism in Eukaryota, Metazoa, Annelida, Polychaeta, Sabellida, Oweniidae.